Messenger RNA from Soboliphyme baturini, 357 nucleotides. NCBI's taxonomy places the organism in Eukaryota, Metazoa, Nematoda, Enoplea, Dioctophymatida, Soboliphymatidae. The record is from the annotation of a GenBank genome assembly.
GCGGAUGGACCAUGCAUCGGCGAAAAGACUUCUAAACUGAAAGCUAUGCAGUCACAAGUGCGGAUUGGAGGCAAGGGCACCGCACGAAGGAAGAAGAAAGUUGUUCAUAAGACAGCAACAACAGACGAUAAAAAGUUGCAGAGUAACUUGAAAAAAUUAUCGGUUACGAAUAUUCCAGGUAUUGAAGAAGUAAUCCAUAUUGUAAAAUCAUCCCCUCAUUUCUCGUCACCGGUCAAAAACAGCUUGUCUAAUACUGAAUUUUUUCAAUAUCUAGGCAACCACGUAUAUGAUCGUCUCCCCUCUGUAGUUUUGAACUCAUAUAAUGGGCACAAAUCGCAAAUCGGUUUCCUGUUUUAG